Messenger RNA from Bicyclus anynana (squinting bush brown), 1794 nucleotides. RefSeq names its product T-cell activation inhibitor, mitochondrial. The transcript has 13 exons. Gene Ontology annotation, cellular component: mitochondrion. NCBI's taxonomy places the organism in Eukaryota, Metazoa, Arthropoda, Insecta, Lepidoptera, Nymphalidae. Bases 132 to 1559 code for a protein of 475 amino acids. The record is from RefSeq and is a predicted model, not a curated record.
ACGUCAAUUUGGCAGUUGGUAAAUUGUCAAAGUACAGAAGAGAAGGCACACAAAAUAUACAAAACAUGUUUUUGAUAAAAAAAUAGUGCGCAACUCGUUCCUUUCUAAUUUAAAACAACACAUUGUACAAAAUGUAUUGCCGCCUGAAGAUACAAUGUUGUUGUGUAGGAGGAAUUCUUUGUAGAUCCCUGAGUUCGGCAGAAAUAUCCACUGCUUUAAGACCUUUCUAUUUUAGUGUUCACCCGGAUUUAUUUGGAAAAUACCCAGAACAAAGGAAAAUUAAUGAAAAUUCUCUGCAACAGCUAAGUGCUCUAAUAGAAGCUCAGCAAUCUAGUCACAACAUGUCUGUACCAACUCUUCCAUUCUAUUUAAGACAAAAGGACAAGCCAGAAGGUAAUUUUAAACUAGUUAACAUACAACUGAACAGCAGAGACGUGAGAGAGACAAUAGUGAAAAUCUUAAAUGCCUGUGAUAUAUCAACAAGUUUUGUAGAUAAACUACCAAAGAGUUCACCUAAACCACAUUCCAGAAAUAUUGAUUUUUCGAAAGCCUAUGAACAGUACACAACAGAAUUUGAAAAAGCAGCAGAAAUUAAAAGAAAAGUUGAAGAAAAAAAGGCCAUCACCAAUAUUAUAGAAUGGAUCUAUGAAAAUAGUGAUGUCGCGAAAGAGAAAUAUGAAUCUACAAGAGCCACACGAGAUCAAGUUAAAACCCUUAUAAAUAAACUCUGCAAAACAUAUGGUAUAAAAGAAGUUAAGUAUGACAGUGGAUGGAAUAUCAGUCACAUUAGAGGUGCUCUUCAAAGUCUUGCGUCGAUGGCAUCGCAGCAUACUAAACAUAUGGGCAAUUUAAAAGCUAGAACAAUAGCGUUAGGUCAAUUCACUGGAGUCAGUUUAGAUGGUGAUGUGUAUCUUAAUAUUAUUGACGUCCGAAAUGAGUGGCUUUCUUUAAUAAAGAAAGUCAGUCAAGAAGACAGUGCCUUAAUAGAGAUUCCAAAAUAUGAGAAAGCCUUAUCCAGUAUACUAAGGGACAUACACAUAUGUAGGAGGAAAUUCAUGCCGAAAGUGUCUGCAGCUCAAUAUUGCAGCCAUCUUAGACAAUUAAUUACAUCAAUAGGAGACUUUUACGGGCAUGGGAGGAAAAUUCCGGAAUCUGUGCCAGAAUCUCUCAGCAAAUACGAAAUAGUUGUUGAGCCAGAGGCGGGCCCUCUGAUGGUGUCUCCCACGGGGCAGUUCAUCACACCCUCCUCUUGUCCAGCGGAGGAGCUCAUCCCGUUCAUGGCCAACCAUCUCGACGAGGCCAUGUUACUUCUCACAGAAUAUAGCAUUAAUAAACACGUGGAAAAGGCGCUCCAUAAAGAAGUCAAGGAGAGAUUUGGCCUGUUAGAGCUGCAAAAGGAUGACAGCAUCACUCCUGGGCUAAUGAUCAUGUGCUGUCAGAGACUGCUCACUCGAAUAGAUAAAGUGGGAAUGAAACUACAUGGAAACAUUUUGUACGUCACACACUACUAUUCCGUGCUAUCAGAGGGUGUGUUGUGUAUACCUUGGAAUUUCAAGUGACAAUAAAAACACCGUUAUUAUCAAGAUAAUGAGUUUAUUGACAAAAUCGAAAUAUUACUAAUACAUAUUUACAUCGUCUAUACAAGAGAAUUUAUUACAAUAUUCGAAUAUUAAUUAAGUUUAUUUAGUAACUAGCAGAUGUGAUGAAAUGUCUAAUUCAAUUAAAAACAAAAUAUUAUGUAUAUAGCUUAUAAUAUAACAUUUACAAAUAGGUACAAUAAAUCAGUCUAAUAAG